GGAAAGGGGUUCCGGGCUGGCAGCGGAGGAAAUGCGGGAGGAAGAGGAGGGAGAGGAGGAGCAGGAGCGGGAGCGGGAGAAUCGCGGCGCUCGCAGCGCCCGCACGCCGAGCCUGCAGCACCCCCUGCCCCGGGAGCAUCGCCCCCAGCCCCGAGCCGCAGGAUUUCCCAUUCCCAAACCUUGGCUGGAUGGAAGAGGAGAAGGCUGCAAGGAAGAGGAAGAUGCCCCGGGACAGCCAGGCAGGGAAGGAGCUGAGGAUGGAGAGCAGGGAGGACAAAUCCCCACAGCAGAACCUCGUGGAAGAGGCCAUUUUGGAUGGCUUCACAGUGCAGGAAUCCAACAGGGAGGAAAAUCCCCAGAGAUUCCACAGGAAGAGGGGCUGCAAACCCAGCCUGGGGUGCUCUGAGGAGGAAAGACCCACCCUGUGCCCGGAAGGUGGACAGAGCUUCAGCCAGAACUCAGAGCUGGUGGCCCAUGAGCAGCUUUAUGACAGCAAGAGGCCCUAUGAGUGCUUGGAGUGUGGGAAGAACUUCAGGAAGAGAUUCAACCUGAUCUGCCACCAGAGGAUCCACACUGGGGAACGGCCCUACGAGUGCUUGGAAUGUGGGAUGAGCUUCAGCCACAGAUCUGACCUGGUUGUCCACCAGAGGUUCCACACUGGGGAGAGGCCCUACGAGUGUCCCAAGUGUCAGAAGAGGUUUCACACCAGCACCCACCUCCUCGUACAUGAGCGGAUUCACACAGAUGAGAGGCCCUUCCGCUGCCCCAACUGCGGGAUGGGCUUCAGGCACAACUCCAGCCUCGUCACCCACCAGCGCAUCCACACCGGGGAGAGGCGCUGUGAGUGUCCCCAGUGUGGGAAGAGCUUCUCACAGCGCUCGAUCUUUACCCGACACCAAUGGAGACACCGGUAAGGGCAGCCCUGUGAGUGCCCCGAGUGCAGGAGGAGCUUCAUGCACUGCUCCAGUUUCAUUCCCCAUGGGAGGACCCAUGUUGGUCAGAGCCCUGGUGACCCACAUUCCCGGUGAUCUGCAUUGGGAAGAUGGCUGGGUAUUCUUUUGUUUUGACCCUAAUUUUCUUUGGAUUCAUCUUCAUCCCUUUAAAACAGAGAAAAUUGGGGUAAAAAUCAA
Molecule: messenger RNA, 1130 nt
Organism: Melospiza melodia melodia
Lineage: Eukaryota; Metazoa; Chordata; Aves; Passeriformes; Passerellidae
Product: zinc finger protein 572-like
Exons: 3
Coding region: 189-914 (241 amino acids)
Biological process (GO): regulation of transcription by RNA polymerase II
Molecular function (GO): RNA polymerase II cis-regulatory region sequence-specific DNA binding; DNA-binding transcription factor activity, RNA polymerase II-specific
Source: RefSeq, a predicted model, not a curated record